AUGAUUCAAGACAGCCAUGCCCCAGACCUUCGGGUUUCACAGGAGAAGGAUACCUACCAGACGACAACCCGUGAAAAGACAGGUGAUGUCGAAGCUACAGAUUCUAGCAGAGAGCAAGAAUAUCUUCCACUCAGCAAAGUGAUUAUAAUUGUCCUUGCUAUCUACCUAGCUGCCUUCUUAGUGGCCCUCGACCAGACCAUUAUAGGAGUGGCCAUUCCAAAGAUCACCGACCAGUUUCGAAGUCUUUCGGAUAUAGCUUGGUAUGGCAGCGCAUAUUUCUUGACCUCCACUGCGCUGCAGCCCUCGUACGGCAGAAUAUACAAAACUUUUAACGUCAAAUGGGGAUUCUUGACAGCCGUGGGCAUCUUUGAAAUUGGAUCACUUAUAUGCGGUGUAGCCCCCUCCAGCACAGCGUUGAUUGUGGGAAGAGCCAUCGCAGGAAUCGGUGUGGCGGGCAUCUUCUCCGGCGCUUUAGUGAUUAUCUCCAAGACAGUCCCCUUGGACAAACGACCUCUUGUCUUUGGUAUCUAUGGCAUGGUCUGGGGAAUAGCCUCUAUUGUAGGCCCACUGCUGGGAGGAGCUUUUACCGAUGGGAUCUCGUGGAGAUGGUGCUUUUACAUCAAUCUCCCUGUUGGUGGUGUUUCUAUGGCUGUUAUUAUUCUCAUCCUCCGCUUUCCAAGCAACAACGACAACAGAUCUAUACAGCUAUGGAACCGUGUCAGAGAGCUUGAUCUCAUAGGCGCCACUCUGCUUAUUUCUGCUGUCGUUUGCUUGAUUCUUGCCUUGCAAUGGGGUGGAAAUAGCUAUUCCUGGAGAAGUUCUCAAAUAAUUGGACUGCUCGUCGGCUUCGGUGUGAUAGCCAUACUCUUUGCCGGAUUUCAGGUGUAUUUGGACAAGCAAGAUGAGAAAAAUGCUGCAGACAGCAAAAGGGCAACACUACCACCUUCCAUCCUGAAACAGCGAACUGUCUGGUCUGCCGGACUGUUUGCAUUCUUCUUCAGUGGAAGCUUCUUCCUCCUGGUUUACUAUAUCCCCAUCUACUUUCAAAGCGUGAAGGAUUCCUCCGCGAUGACUGCUGGCCUUCAAAUGCUUCCUUUUAUGCUCCUCACUGUUGUCUCCUCUGUGGUAGUGGGUGCCCUGGUCACUACGUUCGGCUACUACACCCCAUUUCUGAUUGGAAGCACUGCUAUCGCCGCCAUCGGGACAGGUCUCAUGACCCUAUAUGAUAUCGACAUAUCCGCCGGUAAAUGGAUUGGAUACCAGAUCAUAGUCGGUGCCGGUGUUGGUGCUGGUCUUCAAGUCCCCGCGACAGCAGUGCAAACGGUCCUGAAGCCGGAGGACAUUCCUGUUGGAACAUCCGCCGUAAUGUUCUUUCAGACACUUGGUGGAGCCGUGUUUCUGACAGUGGGACAGUCCGUAUUUCAAAAUGGUCUGAUAAGAGGCAUUGACAUCUAUGCCCCCACUGUUGAUGCAAGUCAAAUUACCGGCGCCGGGGCGACAGAAAUGAGAAAGGUGCUCACUCAACUUGGCCAGUUAGAUCAGUUGGAUGGUGUGAUUCUUGCUUACGUGGUUGGUUUGAAGGAUACCUAUCGAGUGAGUUUAGCGCUGAUGUUGGCGGCUCUUGCGGCUGCUUGCUUUUUGGAGUGGAAAAGUGUGAAGAAGUCAGAGGAGGACAAGGACGACACUUCAGCUGUCAGUUCGCAAUAGGAUGUUGUGGUCAGAACGGGAUUUGAGUAAUUAGACGAAGUUUAUGUAUCUAGUCAGUAGUAGGCUGACUCGUAUAUGCAGCUAGCAAUCAGUGAAGCGAGUGUUACAUUGCAUGUAAAUGAAUCACGACAUGUGUAUAUGAGAAGCAUGAAAACAUAUGGGAGAAUAUCGCUGCUGGAUUCCAUACAUUGGCCAGAUAUAACUA
Messenger RNA from Talaromyces stipitatus ATCC 10500, 1912 nucleotides. RefSeq names its product MFS toxin efflux pump (AflT), putative. Gene Ontology annotation, molecular function: transmembrane transporter activity. The coding region runs from base 1 to 1707 and encodes 568 amino acids. Gene Ontology annotation, biological process: transmembrane transport. The transcript is spliced from 2 exons. Lineage: Eukaryota; Fungi; Ascomycota; Eurotiomycetes; Eurotiales; Trichocomaceae. The record is from RefSeq and is a predicted model, not a curated record.